AUGUAAACCAAAGAGAAUAAGUAAAAAUUAGCGCUCAUUUUUUAGUUCCACCCAUUCUACAAAAUAUCUCAAAUCCGAUGGCAUUCGUAAGUUAACUGACUUAACCAAUUAUGACACCAUAAAAUAAUAGCAAAAAUUGCAGUUGAAACAUUCCAUUAACAAUUAAUAUUAAAAAAUUCUUGGCAGAUUACCCGAUGCGAAAUUCUUUAAUCCAAAAUCAGAAUCUUACGUUUCCUAUCCUUGUUAUAAUGAAAAAUAUUUAUAAUUUUCAAAAGAGAUUUUAUGCAAACUAAAAAAAAGAGUACAAUUUAUUUUAAAUUCAGACCCAAGACGAUGAUUGCGACACCGAUGAAGACGUCAAAUAACAAUCUGUGAAUCACAAUGUCACAGAAAUUCUAAAAUCCUUAUCCUCAAUAAAUAAAAAAUCCUACAAUACAUCAGAAUAUUUAUGA
Molecule: messenger RNA, 452 nt
Organism: Paramecium octaurelia
Lineage: Eukaryota; Ciliophora; Oligohymenophorea; Peniculida; Parameciidae
Source: the annotation of a GenBank genome assembly